CUUGAUGGCUUUCUUAUUGCUAAUUUAGGUGUGUGUAACGGUAUCAAUGAGGUAUAUGAAUUAGCUGUAAGCGAAAAAGAAAGAGCGGAGUUUGUCAACGUCAGCGAAACAAUACUCCCUUCUAUAUGGAGGGAAAGCAUGGACAAAAAGCUUUUCACAAUCUCCUCUAUAUCCAGUUCCCGCUGUGUAAUAUCCUUCACUACGAAGCGAACUAUUGCCCUUAAAGCUAACAAAGUCGGCUGGCAUUCAUUAUGGAAGAGAUGCUUGAAAUGUAUUGAGUCCUUGGUCAUGGACAAGAACAAACAGAAGCCAACUAGAUUCAAGAAGUCGGUAUCUGAAGUUCCUGUGAAAAGACGCAAAGCUCCAGCAAGAGGAAUUCAAUGGGAUGAAGACUAG
Cooperia oncophora is the source of this 396-nucleotide messenger RNA. The record is from the annotation of a GenBank genome assembly. NCBI's taxonomy places the organism in Eukaryota, Metazoa, Nematoda, Chromadorea, Rhabditida, Trichostrongylidae.